CAAUCAGAGGCCACGUUGCUACAUGCAGUGCGCAGGCGCUGUGCAGCAGAUAUUUCAUGUGUAUUACGCACGUCGUGUCCGGUGGAGGUCAUAGACAUCUGAGCAAAACUGAGUGAGAUUGCUGUCAUGGCAAAGCUGUUCGAGUCCAUUGGGAAGUUGGGGCUGGCCCUCGCCAUUGGUGGAGGUGUUGUGAACUCUGCCCUUUUCAACGUUGAUGCAGGACACCGGGCUGUGAUUUUUGACCGGUUCAGAGGAGUGCAAGAGGAUGUUGUUGGUGAAGGGACCCACUUUCUCAUUCCCUGGGUUCAGAAACCUAUAAUCUUUGAUUGCCGCUCCCGUCCACGCAACGUGCCUGUCAUCACAGGCAGCAAAGAUCUGCAGAAUGUAAACAUCACAUUGCGUAUCCUCUUCCGGCCGGUAACCACCCAGCUGCCACGCAUCUUCACCAGUAUUGGCGAGGACUAUGAUGAGAGGGUGCUGCCGUCCAUCACCACAGAGGUCUUGAAGUCUGUAGUGGCUCGGUUCGAUGCUGGUGAGCUCAUCACCCAGAGAGAGCUUGUGUCUCGGCAGGUCAGUGAGGAUCUCACAGAGAGAGCAAACACCUUCGGUCUCAUCUUGGAUGACGUUUCACUGACACACUUGACCUUUGGCAAAGAAUUUACAGAGGCUGUUGAGAUGAAGCAGGUGGCCCAGCAGGAGGCUGAGAGGGCCCGUUUCAUUGUCGAAAAGGCAGAGCAACAGAAGCAGGCGACCAUCAUCUCAGCAGAAGGAGAUUCCCAGGCUGCCUUGCUCAUCGCCAACUCCCUGAUGGAGGCUGGCGAUGGUCUGGUAGAGCUACGUAAGCUGGAGGCAGCUGAGGAUAUCGCUUUCCAGCUCUCCCGUUCUCGCAAUGUUACUUACCUGCCAUCAGGACAGCGCACAUUGAUCCAGUUGCCCCAGUGAUAACAUCUCAUGUGUUGCCCACUCUUGCUGUCACUAGCUGUCAUAAGGGCCAUGGAAGGGGUGGUUGGAAGAUUCAAUAAAGGACAUUCAAUUUCACACAAUUCUCCCACUCCUUCUCUUACCAACUCUGGACUGGGCUCUGCUAACAGCAGGAUGUUGGGAGACAGAGUGAGAGGUCUGUGAUGGAUGCAUUUGUGAAGUCCAACCAUGUGUAAGGAAGUGGGGGGUAAUAUAUAUAUAUA
Messenger RNA from Etheostoma spectabile (orangethroat darter), 1184 nucleotides. RefSeq names its product prohibitin (gene phb1). The coding region runs from base 127 to 942 and encodes 271 amino acids. The record is from RefSeq and is a predicted model, not a curated record. Lineage: Eukaryota; Metazoa; Chordata; Actinopteri; Perciformes; Percidae. The transcript is spliced from 7 exons. Gene Ontology annotation, cellular component: mitochondrion; membrane. Gene Ontology annotation, biological process: mitochondrion organization.